Messenger RNA from Penicillium brevicompactum, 381 nucleotides. Its product is annotated as MICOS complex subunit Mic12 family protein. The coding region runs from base 1 to 381 and encodes 126 amino acids. The record is from RefSeq and is a predicted model, not a curated record. Gene Ontology annotation, cellular component: MICOS complex; mitochondrial crista junction. Gene Ontology annotation, biological process: cristae formation. The transcript is spliced from 2 exons. NCBI's taxonomy places the organism in Eukaryota, Fungi, Ascomycota, Eurotiomycetes, Eurotiales, Aspergillaceae.
AUGGGCUUCUUCACCGGCUUCCAGGUUGGCGGAUUUGCCUUCACAUCAUCCGCUCUUUAUAUCACCAUCCAAGUCCAUCGCUCAACACGCAUAGCGCAGCGCAAAGCCAUUCGCGAACAAGUUGACCAAAUAGACUGGCUAGUCUCUUCUUCUGGUGCAUAUGAUCGUCGCAAUCUUCCAACAGAACUUCCUCGGCGUCGUCGCGAAGAACUAGAAGCUCAAAAACUGGCAGAGCCGACUACGAAGGAGAUACUCAAGCAAAGAUGGAACAAAGAGGUUGAGACCUUGACGAGGAAGGCUUAUGAGACGAGAUGGCAGGAUAUCAGAGAUACUGCUGCCGACGGAUGGAAGGCUGCUGCGCAGAUCCUGAAGCGCGAAUAA